This is a messenger RNA of Coregonus sp. 'balchen', 23870 nucleotides long. NCBI's taxonomy places the organism in Eukaryota, Metazoa, Chordata, Actinopteri, Salmoniformes, Salmonidae. The record is from the annotation of a GenBank genome assembly.
AUGAGCCUGGGCCACGAGAUUGGUGCUGGAGCCGCGUGCCUGAAAUGCAAGGACAAAUGCGAGGGGUUCGAGCUGCACUUCUGGAGGUUUGUACUGCUCUCUGCUCUGUUGACCCAGCAUGGUCAGAAAAGGAGGAAAGUAAGUUUGAAAAAACUAGUUUUUACAUGUGCACCGGAUCAGUUUACAUGCAAAAACAUGUUUUUUCUAUCCGGUGCACAUGCAAAAACAUAUAUUUUCUUACUUUUCAUUUAUUGAAUUCAAUAUGAACCAGACCCAGUGUGGCCAACAACAGUGCUUGUUUUCUCUUUGCUUCACAACAGGGAAAGCCACAGCCCCCCAAAGCAUGUAGCACCUGAUUCUUGUUGUGUUUAGUACAGUUUCCAGUCCUCUGUAGAACUAAAGGGGCCUACAUUCCUUAGACUUCCUGUCUGAUUCCCUGACUUACAAUGCAGUCAUUAUCUGGACCAAUGACUCAUGAAAAUAGAUGUGUGUCCCACUGUUCCCUCACGCCAAUUAAGCCAGCAUUCCUUUUUCCCGCGUACCCAGACAAUUAUCCACACCCGGCUAGCUUUCUGGAAGACAUCACAACAGGUGCCCUGGUGCCUACUGCAGUGGCCGGUCAAUAUGGCAACACCUAACCGCCACAAUGACACACAGCCCACUGGGUACAAACUGGUUGAAUCAACGUUGUUUCAACGUAAUUUGUCACACAUUGUGAUGUGAAAUCUACGUGGAAAAUACAUUGGAUUUGCAAAAACAGUAGUUUUGAGGGUGAAAUUUCAACCACAGGAUUAUGUCAUUAUUGUAACCCAUUUUCAACAUAGACAAACCUUGUAUACAGUGGGGAAAAAAAGUAUUUAGUCAGCCACAAAUUGUGCAAGUUCUCCCACUUAAAAAGAUGAGAGAGGCCUGUAAUUUUCAUCAUAGGUACACGUCAACUAUGACAGACAAAAUGAGAUUUUUUUCCCCAGAAAAUCACAUUGUAGGAUUUUUAAUGAAUAUAUUUGCAAAUUAUGGUGGAAAAUAAGUAUUUGGUCACCUACAAACAAGCAAGAUUUCUGGCUCUCACAGACCUGUAACUUCUUCUUUAAGAGGCUCCUCUGUCCUCCACUCGUUACCUGUAUUAAUGGCACCUGUUUGAACUUGUUAUCAGUAUAAAAGACACCUGUCCACAACCUCAAACAGUCACACUCCAAACUCCACUAUGGCCAAGACCAAAGAGCUGUCAAAGGACACCAGAAACAAAAUUGGAGACCUGCACCAGGCUGGGAAGACUGAAUCUGCAAUAGGUAAGCAGCAAAUCCUGCAGUUCCCUCACGACGCCAGGACAGCGGAGUCACUCACCACCUUCCGGAGACAUUUGAAACCCCACCUCUUUAAGGAAUACCUGGGAUAGGCUAAAGUAUUCCUUCUAACCCCCCCCCCCCCCCCCCCCCCCCCCCCCAAAUUGUAAAGUGGUUAUCCCACUGGCUAUAGGGUGAACGCACCAAUUUGUGAGUCGCUCUGGCUAAGAGCGUCUGCUAAAUGACGUUAAUGUGCCCUUGAGCAAGGCACUUAACCCUAAUUGCUCCUGUAAGUCGCUCUGGUUAAGAGCGUCUGCUAAAUGACUAAAAUGUAAAUGUAAAUGUAAGCUUGGUUUGAAGAAAUCAACUGUGGGAGCAAUUAUUAGGAAAUGGAAGACAUACAAGACCACUGAUAAUCUCCCUCGAUCUGGGGCUCCACGCAAGAUCUCACCCCGUGCGGUCAAAAUGAUCACAAGAACGGUGAGCAAAAAUCCCAGAACCACACGGGGGGACCUAGUGAAUGACCUGCAGAGAGCUGGGACCAAAGUAACAAAGCCUACCAUCAGUAACACACUACGCCGCCAGGGACUCAAAUCCUGCAGUGCCAGACGUGUCCCCCUGCUUAAGCCAGUACAUGUCCAGCCCCGUCUGAAGUUUGCUAGAGUGCAUUUGGAUGAUCCAGAAGAGGAUUGGGAGAAUGUCAUAUGGUCAGAUGAAACCAAAAUAUAACUUUUUGGUAAAAACUCAACUCGUCGUGUUUGGAGGACAAAGAAUGCUGAGUUGCAUCCAAAGAACACCAUACCUACUGUGAAGCAUGGGGGUGGAAACAUCAUGCUUUGGGGCAGUUUUUCUGCAAAGGGACCAGGACGACUGAUCCGUGUAAAGGAAAGAAUGAAUGGGGCCAUGUAUCGUGAGAUUUUGAGUGAAAACCUCCUUCCAUCAGCAAGGGCAUUGAAGAUGAAACGUGGCUGGGUCUUUCAGCAUGACAAUGAUCCCAAACACACCACCCGGGCAACGAAGGAGUGGCUUCGUAAGAAGCAUUUCAAGGUCCUGGAGUGGCCUAGCCAGUCUCCAGAUCUCAACCCCAUAGAAAAUCUUUGGAGGGAGUUGAAAGUCCGUGUUACCCAGCGACAGCCCCAAAACAUCCCUGCUCUAGAGGAGAUCUGCAUGGAGGAAUGGGCCAAAAUACCAGCAACAGUGUGUGAAAACCUUGUGAAGACUUAAAGAAAACGUUUGACCUGUGUCAUUGCCAACAAAGGGUAUAUAACAAAGUAUUGAGAAACUUUUGUUAUUGACCAAAUACUUAUUUUCCACCAUAAUUUGCAAAUCAAUUCAUAAAAAAUCCUACAAUGUGAUUUUCUGGAUUUUUUUAUCUAAUUUUGUCUGUCAUAGUUGACGUGCACCUAUGAUGAAAAUUACAGGCCUCUCUCAUCUUUUUAAGUGGGAGAACUUGCACAAUUGGUGGCUGACUAAAUACUUUUUUCUCCCACUGUAAAAUAUGUUGUAUUUGUACCUUUGAAACAACAUCAGAUCUUCAACGUUAUAUCCACUAUCAGAAAAAAAGCAUAGGCUGGCUAGCAUCUUCUACAGUUAUCCAUUUGGUCUCCCAUCCAGGGUUUUAAAAAGCCCAGCCCUGCUUAGUUUUGAUAUUUAUCACUGACUACUUCCGAAUGUGCUAUCGUGAGAGUGAUUGAGAGUUAUCUUAAUAAAUAAAUAGAUUCACUGUUGCUAUUAAAGUCAUUCCAAAUGAUAGGUUUAACAGAGCAAAUUAAAUGUAACCUUUUGUAAUGUAAAGCUUUAUAAAUCAUAUAUCAUCAAUUAUGAUAUUUAGGCCUAUAUACAAGUAUUUGAUCCCCUGCUGAUUUUGUACGUUUGCCCACUGACAAAGAAAUGAUCAGUCUAUAAUUUUAAUGGUAGGUUUAUUUGAACAGUGAGAGACAGAAUAACAACAACAAAUUUCAGAAAAACGCAUGUCAAAAAUGUUAUAAAUUGAUUUACAUUUUAAUGAGGGAAAUAAGUAUUUGACCCCCUCUCAAUCAGAAAGAUUUUGGGCUCCCAGGUGUCUUUUAUACAGGUAACGAGCUGAGAUUAGGAGCACACUCUUAAAGGGAGUGCUCCUAAUCUCAGUUUGUUACCUGUAUAAAAGACACCUGUCCACAGAAGCAAUCAAUCAAUCAGGUUCCAAACUCUCCACCAUGGCCAAGACCAAAGAGCUCUACAAAGAUGUCAGGGACAAGAUUGUAGACCUACACAAGGCUGGAAUGGGCUACAAGACCAUCGCCAAGCAGCUUGGUGAGAAGGUGACAACAGUUGGUCUGAUUAUUCGCAAAUGGAAGAAACACAAAAUAACUGUCAAUCUCCCUCUGCCUGGGGCUCCAUGCAAGAUCUCACCUCGUGGAGUUGCAAUGAUCAUGAGAACGGUGAGGAAUCAGCCCAGAACUACACGGGAGGAUCUUGUCAAUGAUCUCAAGGCAGCUGGGACCAUAGUCACCAAGAAAACAAUUGGUAACACACUAUGCCGUGAAGGACUGAAAUCCUGCAGCGCCCACAAGGUCCCCCUGCUCAAGAAAGCACAUAUACAGGCCCGUCUGAAGUUUGCCAAUGAACAUCUGAAUGAUUCAGAGGAGAACUGGGUGAAAGUGUUGUGGUCAGAUGAGACCAAAAUCGAGCUCUUUGGCAUCAACUCAACUCGCCGUGUUUGGAGGAGGAGGAAUGCUGACUAUGACCCCAAGAACACCAUCCCCACCGUCAAACAUGGAGGUGGAAACAUUAUGCUUUGGGGAUCUUUUUAUGCUAAGGGGACAGGACAACCUCACCGCAUCAAAGGGACGAUGGACGGGGCCAUGUACCGUCAAAUCUUGGGUGAGAACGUCCUUCCCUCAGCCAGGGCAUUGAAAAUGGGUCGUGGAUGGGUAUUCCAGCAUGGCAUUUACCCAAAACACACGGCCAGGGCAACAAAGGAGUGGCUCAAGAAGAAGCACAUGAAGGUCCUGGAGUGGCCUAGCCAGUCUCCAGACCUUAAUCCCAUAGAAAAUCUGUGGAGGGAGCCGAAGGUUCGAGUUGCCAAACGUCAGCCUCGAAACCUUAAUGACUUGGAGAAGAUCUGCAAAGAGGAGUGGGACAAAAUGCCUCCUGAGAUGAGUGCAAACCUGGUGGCCAACGACAAGAAACGUCUGACCUCUGUGAUUGCCAACAAGGGUUUUGCCACCAAGUACUAAGUCAUGUUUUGCAGAGGGGUCAAAUACUUAUUACCCUCAUUAAAAUGCAAAUCAAAUUAUAACAUUAUUGACAUGCGUUUUUCUGGAUUUUUUUGUUGUUAUUCUGUCUCUCACUGUUUAAAUAAACCUACCAUUAAAAUUAUAGACUGAUCAUUUCUUUGUCAGUGGGCAAACGUAUGUCACGAUCGUUUAAAGACUGGUCGAACCAAGGCGCAGCGUGAUAAGCGUACAUGUUUAUUAAACGAAUAAACACACGACAAAACAACAAACAAACGAUACGUGAAGUCUUAAGGUACACACAACAAACCUAUACGGAACAUACACACCCUGACUCAACAAAUAAACGUCCCCUGAGUCAGGGCGUGACAGUACCCCCCCCCCCCCCCCAAAGGUGCGGACUCCGACCGCGCCACAUAAACAUAACAGGGUAGGGGCCGGGUGGGCAUUCCGCCUCGGAGGCGGAUCCGGCUCCGGGCGUGACCACCACUUUCUCUCCACCUCCCUGUUGCGCCCCUGGUUUGGUCUGGACCUCGGCGUGCUGCUUCCCCUCUCCUUCCUCCCACGAAGUACCAAGCCCUGUCUGGACCCUGGUGUGGGAGACCCCGAACCUGGAGAGGGGCUGACGUCUGGGUCUGGACUGGAACCGCUGACUGGAGCUGGACCCGACGACGGUGGAUCGAACUGCACAGGCUCCGGACUGGAGCUGCUGACCGGAGCUGGACUGGGCACCGGUGGAGCGGAUUGCUCUGGCUCCGGAGUGGAGCAGCUAACUGGAGCUGGAUCAGGCACCGGUGGAGCGGACUGCUCUGGCUCCGGAGUGGAGCAGCUGACCGGUGCCGGACCAGGCACCGGUGGGACAGGCACAGGCUGUGCCGGACUGGACACACGCACCACUGGUUUGGUGCGAGGAGCAGGAACAGGCCGGACCGGGCUGGCGAUGCGCACCACUGGCUUGGUGCGAGGGGCAGGAACAGGCCGGGCCGGGCUGGCGACGCGCACCACUGGCUUGGUGCGAGGGGCAGGAACAGGCCGGACCGGGCUGGCGACGCGCACCACUGGCUUGGUGCGAGGGACAGGAACAGGCCGGACCGGGCUGGAGACGCGCACCACUGGCUUGGUGCGGGGAGCAGGAACGGGCCGGGCCGGACUGGGAACACGCACCACUGGCUUGGUGCGGGGAGCAGGAACGGGCCGUACCGGACUGUGGAGGCGGACUGGAGGUCUGGAGCGGAGAGCUGACACAACCCGUCCUGGCUGGAUGCCUACUUCCACACAAUAUGUGUGAGGCAUUAGCACAGGACGUACGGGGCUGUGCACGCGUACUGGCGAUACAUUACGUAGCACCGGCGCAGGAUAUACGGGACCGAGGAGGCGUACUGGAGGCCAUGAGCGUUGAGCCGGAACACCCCGUCCUGGCUGAAUGCCCAUCUUCGCACGACACGUGCGUGGUGCCAGCACAGGACGUACAGGACUGUGCCGGAACACUCGCGGCACAGUACGUAGCUCCGCAUAACACGGAGCCUGCCCAGUCACACGCUUCCUUGCAUGAGUAUGGGGAGUUGGCUCUGCUCUAACACUAGGCUCCGCCAACCACCCUUAUAGCCCCCCCACAGAAAGAUUUGACCGUGGUUCAACUGUAAAUAUCACAGAUAGAAAGGAGCUUAGUUACCAAUAUCUUUGUUAAUACGGCUUGUUAAAUAUUUUUUUAGUUUAGUUGAUUUCAAAUGUAAUCUUCAAGUUAAUAAUUAGUAUGUUGGAUUCACGUCUCCAUCUAAACCAAAAAUCAAUGAUAAAGAAUAUGUCACGCCCUGGCUCUGGGGACUCUUAUAUGUUGAGCCAGGGUGUGGAUUUUCUAUGUUUUGUUUUCUAUGUUUUUGUUUCUAGAUCGUGUUGAUCUAUGUUGACCAGGGUGGUUCCCAAUCAGAGACAGCUGUAGCUUGUUGUCUCUGAUUGGGGACCAUACUUACGCAGCCUGUUUUCACUAGUUUAUUGUGGGAUCUUGUUCCGUAAGGUUUUGUGUAUAACCUAGGACUUCACGUAUCAUUUGGUUUAUUGUUUUGGUUCGUGUUGUGUACACAUUAAAGAAUGUACGCUUAUCACGCUGCGCCUUGGUCCGCUUCAUCUGUCGACGAUCGUGACAGAAGAUCCCACCACCAGAGGACCAAGCAGCGUGCCCAGGAGGAGAAGUUGGCGAUGUCCCAGGUCGGCGAAUGGUGGUCAUGGGAGGACAUAUUCGCGGGCAGAGGGCCAUGGGCAAAAGUAAAUGCCCAGGCAGGAGAGGAGAAACGGCGCCAACCGUGCCGACGACGGACACGCGAGAGGCAACCCCAAGAAAUGUUUUGGGGGGGGGCACACGGCAUGGACGACGGGGCUACUGGAGGCAGCUAAAGGACGAAUCAGCGGACUAGGAGAGGAGGCCACCAGGUUUGGGGGGCUGGAAGGGUGGUUGGCGGAGCCUAGAGGUAGAGCAGAGCCAACUCCCCGUACUCAGGCUAGGCAGCGUGAGACUGGGCAGGUUCCGUGUUAUGCGGAGCCACGUACUGUUCCGGUACAGUCCUGUACGUCCUGUGCUAGCACCACGCAUGUGUCGUGCUGAGGUGGGCAUGCAGCCAGGACGGAGUGUGCCGGCUCAGCGCUCGUGGCCUCCAGUACCCCUCCUCGGUCCCGGAUAUCCUGCGCCAGUGCCACGUGCUGUAGUGCCAGUACGAGUGCACAGCCCUGUACGUCCUGUGCUGAUGCCUCACACAGAUUGUGUGGAAAUAGGCAUUCAGCCAGGACGGGUUGUGUCAGCUCUCCGCUCCAGACCUCCAGUCCGUCUCCACAGUCCAGCCCGGCCUGUUCCUGUCCCUCGCACCAAACCAGUGGUGCGCGUCGCCAGCCCUGUCCGGCCUGUUCCUGUCCCUCGCACCAAACCAGUGGUGCGCGUCGCCAGCCCGUUCCGGCCCGUUCCUGCUCCCCGCACCAAGCCAGUGGUGUGCGUCGCCAGCCCGGUCCGGCCUGUUCCUGCUCCCCGCACCAAGCCAGUGGUGCGCGUCAUCAGCCCGGUCCGGCCCGUUCCUGCUCCCCGCACCAAGCCAGUGGUGCGCGUCGUCAGCCCGGUCCGGCCCGUUCCUGCUCCCCGCACCAAGCCAGUGGUGCGCGUCGUCAGUCUGGCACGGUCCGUGCCUGUUCCAGACCAGACCAGGGGCGCAACGGGGGGGUAGAGAGAGAGUGGUGGUCACGCCCGGAGCCGGAUCCGCCUCCGAGGCGGAAUGCCCACCCGGCCCCUACCCUCUUGUGUUUGUGUGGCGCGGUCGCAGUCCGCGCAUUUGGGGGGGGGGGUACUGUCACGCCCUGGCUCUGCGGACUCUUAUAUGUUGAGCCAGGGUGUGGAUUUUCUAUGUUUUAUUUUCUAUGUUUUUGUUUCUAGAUCGUGUUGAUCUAUGUUGGCCAGGGUGGUUCCCAAUCAGAGACAGCUGUAGCUCGUUGUCUCUGAUUGGGGACCAUACUUAGGCAGCCUGUUUUCACUAGUUUAUUGUGGGAUCUUGUUCCGUAAGGUUUUGUGUAUAACCUAGGACUUCACGUAUCGUUUGGUUUAUUGUUUUUGUUCGUGUUGUGUACGCAUUAAAGAAUGUACGCUUAUCACGCUGCGCCUUGGUCCGCUUCAUCUGUCGAUGAUCGUGACAGAAUAGGACUAGGCCUAUAUCAAAUCAAAUCAAAAUCAAAAUGCACUAUACAAUAAUAGGCCUAUGGUUCAAGCUCUGGUUGAUUUAAAAUGUAAUGAUAGUUAGUGAUAUUGAAUUGUGUUUUGUUGUCAACGCAACCAAAUAUCAACAUUUGAAGGAGAGGUUACUUCUACUUGGAUAGUUCCAUCUGUGCCACUGAUUUAGUCUGGCUUAAAUUCCAGUUUGUCUACAAAUUAAUAACUGUAAAAUAAUAAUACGAACUAAUGUAACAGUAUUUAUUCAACCAUAAAAUGAGUAACACAUCCAUGGCCACAUUUUGAGUUUACAUCGGUCCCUGAUUCAAAUCUUUUAAAAUAGACAGCAUCAGUCUGCGGACCCCAAACCGAUCCAAAUGUAGCAUUGGUCAGAAAAUUGAUUCAAACGUUACGAAUCGGCGGUUCAAUUUUUUUCUUCUUCUCAUAUUACUUUCUUUCUAUCUUCCAAAAAUACCAAAUAUUUUGUGACAACUGAUGCGUCCUCUCCUUCAGUGUCAAACUAAGCAUGUAACUGUGUUGACAGUCAUUGAUCUACAAAGCAUUUUGCAUGCCGAACAACCCCAGGGGAUAUCAGUAGCCUAGUCAAACUGCACAGCACCUUCAGCAUUCAAACGCUAAAAUGGCUUGAACGAUAUUAGUUGAGUGGCAACCUAUGUCAUUUGCUAGGUUAUUGUUGUCUACUGUAUGCACUGUUGAAAAUGGUGUUUUACCGGAAUAAAAGUAAGCUACCGGAGACACAACUCUCAACUGGCUAUAGGCUACCUGCUGAACAGGGCUUACAAUAGAUUUUAUUUGGAUUAUUCAAGUUCACCAUCAGCAAUAGUUUUCCUUUAUACAAUCAGUGUACAUGGUCAUAUUUAGAUAUACUGUAGAUAGACAUUGUUUUUCCAUUGGAAUUUGAUUGUGCUUUUAGAUUGUUGAAAGCAUGGUGAUAACACAUUGGGAAUUCAACAAACUUCUGUCUUUUUGAGUGUGUGAAUAAGGGUUCAAUUCUCAUUGAUCAACGUCUCAACCAAAUAUUACCUAGAUUUCCACGUUAAAAUGACGUGAUGUGUCCAUGGGUCUUCGGUCUUGUCUGUGGCAAUAAAAACGGAACUGGAAAGCUAUUCUGUGUUAUGGGGUGUCAUUUAUUUGUUUAGUACAUUUUUGUUUGGGGGGGUUACAGGUACACUAUCCAUUUCAAAUUAUACAUUUAAAAAACAAACCAAAAAAAUAAACUGUAAGAAAUACAUACAGAGUUUAAAGCUGCAAUAUUUUUGAUUAUGGAAAAUAUAUUCCACAGCUGUUUAAUAGGUACAAUGAUUCUCGACACUAUACUAUGGCAUUCUCUCAACCAGCUUAACCUGGAAUGCUUUUCCAACUGCAGGAGUUCCCACAUAUGCUGAGCACUUGUUGGCUGAUUUUCCUUCACUCUGCCGUCCGACUCAUCCCAAAGCAUCUCAAUUGGGUUGAGGUCGGGGGAUUAUUGAGGCCAGGUCAUCUGAUGCAGCACUCCAUCACGCUCCUUCUUAGUAAAAUAGCCCUUACACAGCCUGGAGGUGUGUUGGGUCAUUGUCCUGUUGAAAAACAAAUGAUAGUCCCACUAAGCCCAAACCAGAUGGGAUGGUGUAUCUGUCGAUGUGCCCUUGAGCAAGGCACUUAACCCUAAUUGCUCCUGUAAGUCGCUCUGGAUAAGAGCGUCUGCUAAAUGACAAAAAAAAAAUUAAAAAAUAAAGAAGGAAAUCACUCAGGGAUUUCACCAUGAGGGCAAUCGUGACUUUAAAACAGUUACAGAGUUGAAUGGAUGUGAUAGGAGAAAACUGAGGAUGGAUCAACGACAUUGUAGUUACUCCACAAUACUAACCUAAAUGACAGAGUGAAAAGAAGGAAGCCUGUACAGAAUAAAAAUAUUACAAAACAUGCAUCCUGUUUGCAAUAAAGCACUAACGUAAAAAUAAUAUGGCAAAGAAAUGUACUUUAUGUCCUGAAUACAAUGUGUUACGUUUGGGGAAAAUCCAACACAACACAUCACUGAGUACCACUGUAUGCAUCAUCUUAUGGGUAUGCUUGUCAUCGGCAAGGACUAAGGAUUUUUUUGGGCUAAAAAUAAACGGAAUACAGGCAAUAUCCUAGAGGAAAACCUUGUUCAGUCUGCUUUCCAACAGAUACUGGGAAACAAAUUCACCUUUCAGCAGGACAAUAACCUAAAACACAAGGCCAAAUAUACACUGGAGUUGCUUACCAAGACGACAUUGAAUGUUCCUGUGUGGCCUAGUUACAGUUUUGACUUAAACCGUCUGGAUAAUCUUUGGCUAGACUUGAAAAUAGCUGUCUAGCAAUGAUCAACAAUCAACUUGACAGAGCUUGAAGAAUUUUUUAAAUAAUAAUGUGAAAAUAUUGUACAAUCCAGUUGUGCAAAUCUCUUAGAGACUUACCCAGAAAGACCCACAGCUGUAAUCGCUGCCAAAGUUGAUUCUAACAUGUAUUGACUCAGGGGUGUGAAUAUUUAUGUAAAUGAGAUAUUUAUGUGUUUCAUUUUCAAUAAAUGUGCAAGAAAUUCUAAAAACAUGUGUUCACUUUAACAUUAUGGGGUAUUGUGUGUAGAUGGGUGAAAGAGAAAAAAUCUAUUUCAUCCAGUUUUAACCUUUAAGAGAUCGGUGUCCCGUAUACGGGACUGUUGAGCUAAAGUGCGCUAAUGUGAUUAGCAUGACUGUUGUAAGUAACAGCAAACUUUCCAGGACAUAGACAUGUCUUAUAUGGGCAGAAAGCUUACAUUCUUGUUAAUCUAACUGCACUGUCCAAUUUACAGUAGCUAUUACAGUGAAAAAAUACCAUGCUAUUGUUUGAGGAGAGUGCACAACAACAAAAAGCGUAUCACGGCAACUGGUUAUCAGAGACCAACCCUUCUGCAAAUGUCCCCCUUUUCAAACCACACACACGGACUUGUGACUGUCCCAAAAGUCAUAUAUAAUUCCCAUUCCUUCUCUUCCAUAACCACUGAUCUGAAAAGACUUGUGUAAAUUAGAGUGAAAACAAUAUGAUAGAAACGUAUCUAUCAGUAGGGCCAGUAAAAAGCCUGGGCCUUUUACUUGCUUUACACUAUAGGGCAGGGUUUCCCAAAAUCGGUCCUCGGGACCUCAAGGGGUGCACGUUUUGGUAUUUACCCUAGCACUACACAGCUCAUUCAAAUAAUCAACUACUCAUCAAGCUGUGUAGUGUUAGGGCAAAAACCAAAACCUGCACCCUUUGGGGUCCCGAGGACCGAGUUUGGGAAACGCUGCAUAGAGCCUACUGUUUUUCCUGGUCAGAUGAUCAUAAAGGAAACCUAGACAUUUGAGAGUUCUUAGACACAACCAAAAAUCUAUUCUAACCUAACCCAUUCCCUUUCCUUAUUGACUUUCCCCUCCACAGAAAAAUCUGCCGGAACUGUAAGUGUGGCCUGGCGGACCACGAUGUUCAGAUGAACUCUGAGGAUAACAGGAAGGUUGGCAAGCUGUUUGAGGACACCAAGUACACGGGUCUCGUCGCCAAGCUCAAGACAGACAGCGUCCCCACAUGCAAGGACAACCAGGUCACCUUCUCCAUCUCCGCCAGCCCCAUGUCAGCCACCACUGUACCAAACAGUCCCCACACUGUGCCAGCCAAUGCUGGCUAUGGUGCUGGGGCCAGGGCUGGGGCCGGAGCUGGGUCUGGUGCUAGGAAUGGUGCUGGGGCUGGGGCUGGGGCCGGUUAUGGGGCCAGUGCUUGGGCCAGUGCUGGGCCCGCUACCAUGCCCAAACCAGGGGCAAUCAGACCCAAUGCUGUGUCAGCCAAUGUCGUGCCAGUAAGGAAGGAUGCCGUGCCCAUGAAAUCUGUCACCUACGAGUGGGCACCACCAGGGGUCAAACAGUAUAUGGUAAGGGUAUAACUACUGUAUCAUAUAAUUAAAAUACCUAGUAAUCCCAAGAGUAGUAAAAACAGGUCUGAAUCUGGUGCUGUUCCCUUUGCUUCUGGAAGGAAUGGCAUCAUGCCAAGUCAUCAUAAUGUUCUGUACAAUGAAAUAUGAUUGAAUUAAAAUCUUGAGGUCGCCAUAUAGUAGGCUUAUGGGUCUGUAGUUGGUCUGGUUUAGUUCACUAAUCAAGGCAUUGGUGAAUCGUAAUGGAAGAUAUUGUCCUCUAGAGGUCGCCGACUUGAAGUUCUGUGCCACCAGUGCUCAUGAUCUCUUUGUAUCCCUCAACAAGCAAAUAAGUGUUAGGGAGAGGUUGUAAGAUGUCCUCUCACAGCUGGUUGCCAGCUAGUCUGUUCCUUUCUGCCUCUUUAUCUCUGUAUCUCCAUCCUUUUUGUAUUCACUCUCUCACUCUGUUUGUGCCAAUGACUAUUCCUUCCUCUUUCCUUUUUAUGUCCUCUCUGCCCCUCCUCUCAUUGUUUUCUCUCUUCUCCUGUCUCUCUCCCUCUCUUCUCCUGUCUUCCCAUCCCUUUCUUUUCUCCUCCCUUCACCUUAAUAAUGUCCUGAUAUCCUCUCGCUCUCCUCUCCACUUGGCCCUCAUCAGGCGGUCCGCUACAUUGAGCUCCUGCCCCCAGAGAGGCGUCCCAUAGCGGGCACAGAGGGUGCAGCCUACCGCCGGCAACAGAUGGCAGUGCAGCUACCGGAGCAUGACCAGGACCCGGCCAAGUGCCACGAGCUGACCCCCGCAGAGGUCAAAGAGAUGCAGCAGUUCGUCCGCAAGUACAAGGACGAGGCCCUGGGAGUGGGAGACAUCAAGCUGCCUGAGGAGAUGAUGAUGGGACAGUGUCUGGGUCAAGAGAGAGGUCCAGGACAGAGAGCACCAGGGAUGGGAGAAACAGUGAUGGGAGAACCAGAGAUGGGAGCACCAGGGAUGGCAGAACACCAAGGGAUGGCAAGAGCCCCAGGUCGUGGGUCAAGUAUUGGCUAUGGGUCUGCCCUGGCUGAUGGCCCUAGGGCUGGAGUUAGGCCUGGGGCUGGGGGAGCCUUUGGGCCUGGCCGUCGGUCUAGACCCGGGGCUGGGGGUGCACUCGGGCCAGCAGGACCAGUUCAGCCUAGGAUGGGGGCUAAGGGUUACCCUGGGGCAGGAAAGGGUGCACCAGAAGACAUGGGUACUGCUGCAACUGCUACCGCUGGGGAAAUGGGCACUCCGGGAGCCCCUGGAGCUUACCUGGCUGGGCCCUAUGGACAGUACGUAAGUGAGAGUGAGUGAGUGAGUGAGUGAGUAUUGUAAUAGCACUGGAUAGGUUUAAUCAAUGUGACACCCACCUAGGGCUGGACCGGUUUGGGUUUUUACGUUACCUUUCAAUGUUUGGUUUGUUAAAUAAGAUGCGCAACUCUGGCGCGUGUAAUGUCAGUUUUUAUAGUUUACUCCAUUUGUUACUUGCAAAAUGUACUCCGAUUUUGUUUUUGGGGGUUCAAUGCAUUUAUUGCUUUGAAAUGUCUUCCAGAAACAUUUGUUUUUUUACAUGGCAUAUACAGUGCAUUCGGAAAGUAUUCAAACCCCUUCACGUUUUCCACAUUUUGUAACGUUACAGCUUUAUUCUAAAAUUGAUUAAAUUGUUUUUUUCCCUCAUCAAUCUACACACAAUACCCUAUAAUGACAAAUGUUUGCAAAUUUGUUCAAUACUAAGUAUUCAGACCCUUUGCUAUGAGACUCGAAAUUGAGCUCAGGUGCACCCUGUUUCCAUUGAUCACCCUUGAUGUUUCUACAACUUCAUUGGAGUCCACCUGUGGUAAAUUAAAUUGAUUGGACAUGAUUUGGAAAGGCACACACCUGUAUACAGUGGGGGGGAAAAGUAUUUAGUCAGCCACCAAUUGUGCAAGUUCUCCCACUUAAAAAGAUGAGAGAGGCCUGUAACUUUCAUCAUAGGUACACGUCAACUAUGACAGACAAAAUGAGAAAAAAUAAUCCAGAAAAUCACAUUGUAGGAUUUUUAAUGAAUUUAUUUGCAAAUUAUGGUGGAAAAUAAGUAUUUGGUCAAUAACAAAAGUUUCUCAAUACUUUGUUAUAUACCCUUUGUUGGCAAUGACACAGGUCAAACGUUUUCUGUAAGUCUUAACCAGGUUUUCACACACUGUUUCUGGUAUUUUGGCCCAUUCCUCCAUGCAGAUCUCCUCUAAAGCAGUGAUGUUUUGGGGCUGUCGCUGGGCAACACGGACAUUCAACUCCCUCCAAAGAUUUUCUAUGGGGUUGAGAUCUAGAGACUGGCUAGGCCACUCCAGGACCUUGAAAUGCUUCUUACGAAGCCACUCCUUCGUUGCCCGGGCAGUGUGUUUGGGAUCAUUGUCAUGCUGAAAGACCCAGCCACGUUUCAUCUUCAAUGCCCUUGCUGAUGGAAGGAGGUUUUCACUCAAAAUCUCACGAUACAUGGCCCCAUUCAUUCUUUCCUUUACACGGAUCAGUCGUCCUGGUCCCUUUGCAGAAAAACAGCCCCAAAGCAUGAUGUUUCCACCCCCAUGCUUCACAGUAGGUAUGGUGUUAUUUGGAUGCAACUCAGCAUUCUUUGUCCUCCAAACACGACGUGUUGAGUUUUUACCAAAAAGUUAUAUUUUGGUUUCAUCUGACCAUAUGACAUUCUCCCAAUCCUCUUCUGGAUCAUACAAAUGCACUCUAGCAAACUUCAGACGGGCCUGGACAUGUACUGGCUUAAGCAGGGGGACACGUCUGGCACUGCAGGAUUUGAGUCCCUGGCGGCGUAGUGUGUUACUGAUGGUAGGCUUUGUUACUUUGGUCCCAGCUCUCUGCAGGUCAUUCACUAGGUCCCCCCGUGUGGUUCUGGGAUUUUUGCUCACCGUUCUUGUGAUCAUUUUGACCCCACGGGGUGAGAUCUUGCGUGGAGCCCCAGAUCGAGGGAGAUUAUCAGUGGUCUUGUAUGUCUUCCAUCUCCUAAUAAUUGCUCCCACAGUUGAUUUCUUCAAACCAAGCUGCUUACCUAUUGCAGAUUCAGUCUUCCCAGCCUGGUGCAGGUCUACAAUUUUGUUUCUGGUGUCCUUUGACAGCUCUUUGGUCUUGGCCAUAGUGAGGUUUGGAGUGUGACUGUUUGAGGUUGUGGACAGGUGUCUUUUAUACUGAUAACAAGUUCAAACAGGUGCCAUUAAUACAGGUAAUGAGUGGAGGACAGAGGAGCCUCUUAAAGAAGAAGUUACAGGUCUGUGAGAGCCAGACAUCUUGCUUGUUUGUAGGUGACCAAAUACUUAUUUUCCACCAUAAUUUGCAAAUAAAUUCAUAAAAAAAUCCUACAAUGUGAUUUUCUGGAGAAAAAAAAUCUCAAUAUGUCUGUCAUAGUUGACGUGUACCUAUGAUGAAAAUUACAGGCCUCUCUCAUCUUUUUAAGUGGGAGAACUUUCACAAUUGGUGGCUGACUAAAUACUUUUUUCCCCCACUGUAUAUAAGGUCCCACAGUUGACAGUGCAUGUCAGAGCAAAAACCAAGCCUUGAGGUCAAAGGAAUUGUCCGUAGAGGUCCGAGACAGUAUUGUGUCGAGGCACAGAUCUGUGGAAGGCUACCAAAAAAUGUCUACGGUGGCCUCUAUCAUUCUUAAAUGGAAGAAGUUUAGAACCACCAAGACUCUUCCUAGAGCUGGCCGUCCAGCCAAACUGAGCAAUCGGGGGAGAAGGGCCUUGGUUAGGGAGGUGACCAAGAACCCGAUGGUCACUCUGACAGAGCUCCAGAGUUCCUCCGUGGAAAUGGGAGAACCUUCUAGAAGGAUAACCAUCUGUGCAGCACUCCACCAAUCAGGCCUAUAUGGUAGAGUGGCCAGACAGAAGCCACUUCUCAGUAAAAAGCACAUGACAGCCCGCUUGGAGUUUGCCAAAAGGCCCCUAAAGGACUCUCAGACCAUGAGAAACAAGAUUCUCUGGUCUGAUGAAACCAAGAUUGAACUCUUUGGCCUGAAUGCCAAGCGUCACGUCUGGAGGAAACCUGGCAACACCCCUAUGGUGAAGCAUGGUGGUGGCAGCAUCAUGCUGUGGGGAUGUUUUUCAGCAGCAGGGACUGGGAGACUAGUCAGAAUCGAGGGAAAAAUGAACAGAGUAAAGUACAGAGAGAUCCUUGAUGAAAACCUGCUCCAGAGUGCUCAGGACCUCAGACUGGGGCAAAGGUUCACCUUCCAACAGGACAACGACCCUAAGCACACAGCCAAGAUAACGCAGGAGUGGCUUCGGGACAAGUCUCUGAAUGUCCAUGAGUGGCCCUGCCAGAGCCCGGACUUGAACCCGAUCGAACAUCUCUGGAGAGACCUAAAAAUAGCUGUGCAGCGACGCUCCCCAUCCAACCUGACAGAGAUUGAGAGGAUAAGCAGGGAAGAAUGGGAGAAACUCCCCAAAUACAGGUGUGCCAAGCUUGUAGCAUCAUAUCUAAGAAGACUCGAGGCUGUAAUAGCUGCCAAAGAUGUUUCAAGAAAGUACUGAGUAAAGGGUCUGAAUUCUUACAGUACCAGUCAAAAGUUUGGACACACCUACUCAUUCCAGGGUUUUUCUUUAUUUUUACUAUUUUUUACAUUGUAGAAUAAUAGUGAAGACAUCAACACUAUGAAAUAACACAUAUGGAAUCAUGUAGUAACCAUAAAAGUAUAUAUUUGAUAUUCUUCAAAGUAGCCACCCUUUGCCUUGAUGAGAGCUUUGCACACUCGUGGCAUUCUCUCAACCAGCUUCAUGAGGUAGUCACCUGGAAUGCAUUUCAAUUAACAGGUGUGCCUAGUUUAAAGUUAAUUUGUGGAAUGCGUUUGAGCCAUUCAGUUGUGUUGUGACAAUGUAGGGGUUGUAUACAUAAGAUAGCCCUAUUUGGUAAAAGACCAAGUCCAUAAUAUGACAUGAAUAGCUCAAAUAAGCAAAGAGAAACGACAGUCCAUCAUUGCUUUAAGACAUGAAGGUCAGUCAAUCCAGAAAAUUUCAAGAACUUUUAAAGUUUCUUCAAGUGCAGUCGCAAAAACCAUCAAGCGCUAUGAUGAAACUGUCUCUCAUGAGGACCGUCACAGGAAAAGAAGACCCAGAGUUACCUCUGCUGCAGAAUAUAAGUUCAUUACAGUUAACUGCACCUCAGAUUGCAGCCCAAAUAAAUAAUUCACAGAGUUCAAGUAACAGACACAUCUCAACAUCAACUGUUCAGAGGAGACUGUGUGAAUCAGGCAUUCAUGGUCGAAUUGCUGCAAAGAAACCACUACUAAAGGACACCAAUAAGAAGAAGAGACUUGCUUGUUCCAAGAAACACGCGCAAUGGACAUUAGACAUUGGAAAUCUGUCCUUUGGUCUAAUGAGUCCAAAUGUGAGAAUUUUGGUUCCAACUGCCAUGUCUUUUUGAGACGCAGAGUAGGUGAACGGAUGAUCUCCGCAUGUGUGGUUCCCACUGUGAAGCAUGGAGGAGGAGGUGUGAGGUGUAGGGGUGCUUUUCUGGUGACACUGUCUCUGAUUUAUUUAGAAUUCAAGGCACACGUAACCAGCAUGGCUACCACAGCAUUCUGCAGCAAUACGCCAUCCCAUCUGAUUUGCGGUUAAUGGGACUAUCAUUUGUUUUUCAACAGGACAAUGACCCAAAACACACCUACAGGCUGUGUACGGGCUAUUUGACCAAGAAGGAGAGUGAUGGAGUGCUUCAUCAGAUGACCUGGCCUCCACAAUCACCCGACCUCAACCCAAUUGAGAUGGUUUGGGAUGAGUUGGACUGCUGAGUGAAGGAAAAGCAGCCAAGUGCUCAGCAUAUGUGGGAACUCCUUCAAGACUGUUGGAAAAGCAUUCCAGGUGAAGCUGGUUGAGAGAAUGCCAAGAGUGUGCAAAGCUGUCAUUAAGGCAAAUGGUUGCUACUUUGAAGAAUAUAAAAUAUAAAGUAUUUAACACUUUUUUGGUUACUACAUGAUUCCAUAUGUGUUAUUUCAUAGUUUUGAUGUCUUCACUAUUAUUCUACAAUGUAGAAAAUAGUACAAAUAAAGAAAAACCCUUGAAUGAGUAGGUGUGUCCAAACAUUUGACUGGUACUGUAUGUAAAUGUCAUAUUUCAGUAAAAAAAAAAAAAACAUUUGCAAAAAAUUCUGAAAACCUGUUUUUGCUUUGUCAUUAUGGGGUAUUGUGUGUAGAUGGAUGAGGGGGAAAAAACGAUGCAAUCAAUUUUAGAAUAAGGCUGUAACGUAACAAAAUGUAGAAAAAAUCAAGGGGUCUGAAUACUUUCCGAAUGCACUGUAUGUUAAGAUGUAUUGUUAACUUGUAUUGCGACAUACACUACAUGACCAAAAGUAUGUGGACACCCCUUCAAAUUAGUGGAUUCGGCUAUUUCAGCAACACCCGUUGCUGACAGUUGUAUAAAGUUGAACACACCGCCAUCCAAUCUCCAUAGACAAACAUUGGCAGUAGAAUGGCCCGUGCUGAAGAGCUCAGUGACUUUCAAUGUGGCACCUUCAUAGGAUGCCACCUUUCCAACAAGUCAGGUCGUCUAAUUUCUGCCCUGGUCAACUGUAAGUGCUGUUAUUGUGAAGUGGAAACGUCUAGGAGCAACAACGGCUCAGUCGCGAAGUGGUAGGCCACACAUGCUCACAGAAGGGGACCGCCGAGUGCUGAAGCGCGUAGCGUGUAAAAAUCGUCUGUCCUCGGUUGCAACACUCACUACAGAGUUCCAAACUGCUUCUGGAAGCAAUGUCAGCACAAUAACUGUUAGUUGGGAGCUUCGUGAAAUGGGUUUCCAUGGCCGAGCAGCCGCACACAAGUCUAAGAUCACCAAUGCGCGAUUGCCAAGCGUCGGCUGGAGUGGUGUAAAGCUCGCCUCCAUUGGACUCUGGAGCAGUGGAAACACAUUCUCUGGAGUGAUGAAUCACGCUUCACUAUCUGGCAGUCAGACAGACAAAUCUGGGUUUGACGGAUGCCAGAAGAAUGCUACCUUCCCGAAUGCAUAGUGCCAACUGUAAAGUGUGGUGGAGGAGGAAUAAUUGUCUGGGGCUGUUUUUCAUGAUUUGGCCUAGGCUCCUUAGUUUCAGUGAAGGGAAAUCUUAACACUACAGCAUACAAUACAAUGACGUUCUAGACAACUUUUUGCUUCCAACUUUGUGGCAACAGUUUGGAGAAGGCCCUUUCCUGUUUCAGCAUGACAAUGCCCCCAUGCAGAAAGCGAGGUCCAUACAGAAAUUGUUUGUCGAGAUCGGUGUGGAAGAACUUGACUGGCCUGCACAGAGCCCUGACCUCAACCCCAUUGAACACCUUUGGGAUGAAUUGGAACGCAGACUGCGAGCCAGGCCUAAUCGCCCAACAUCAGUGCCCAACCUCACUAAUGCUCUUGUGUCUGAUUGGAAGCAAGUCCCCGCAGCAAUGUUCCAACAUCUAGUGAAAGCCUUCCCAGAUGAGUGGAGGCUGUUAUAGCAGCAAAGGGGGGACCAACUCCAUAUUAUUGUCCAUGAUUUUGGAAUGAGAUGGGCGGCAGGGAGCUUAGUGGUUAAGAGCGUAGUGCCAGUAACCGAAAGGUCGCUGGUUCUAAUCCCCAAGCCGACUAAGUGAAAAAUCUGUCGAUGUGCCCUUGAGCAAGGCACUUAACCCUAAUUGCUCCUAUAAGUCGCUCUGGAUAAGAGCGUCUGCUAAAUGACUAAAAUGUAAAUGUUCAACGAGCACGUGUUCACAUACUUUUGGCCAUGUAGUGUAUUUGCAAUGUAUGACUUUUCCAUACGGGUAGGCCAAAAUCAGCAUGUUGUUAUUAAAUCAUUAUUAAUAAUGUAGCCACCCUAGGGCCAUGAACUACUCAUAAAGCAUAUUUAGAACUUGUAUUAUUCAAAAACAAAAAAUACUGUCAUAUCGUCAAAAUGUGCAAAAUAUGGUGAUAUUAUAUUUUGGCCAUAUCGCCCAGCCCUAUGCAUGAAAACUAGUAAUCUGUCAUUGAAUGACAGCAAACACUUCAAUUGAAUAAUCCCGUCCAUAGUUCCCACUCCUACUAGGAUAUAACUUUUGAAAUAUCGUCAUAAUAUAUGCGCAAACUGUUUCUACUGGGAAGCAUGCCACAUGAUUCAUUUCCAGUAGAGAACACUGUCUGGUAGUUUAGAUCUAAAACGUAAAUUCAACUGGCCACAAGAUGGAGCCAGGAGUAAAACUAUGAGUCAAUCACAUUUUGCCAGAAAGUUCUGUUCACUUUUGCAUAGUGAUUUGUUUAUCAUGGUUUUAAUUUUUUCCAUCUAACAGAGGUUUGGCACAUGCAAACUCCUGUAUGUCUGCCUCUCUAUCCAUCUCUCCCCAUAUGCAGUUAGUUAUUUCAACUGAAUGAACAUUUUGAUUUAUGGGCGUUGUUAGGCAGUGUAUAAUGGCAAUGGCAUAAAAUAACAGGAUGGGGCUAUGCUACAGAGCCAUUGUUUUUGUGAGGGCAUUGCUAAUUAAGGUAUUUUUUGAUGUAUUCCUUCUCCCCUCUCUCGCCUCCCCUCCAUCCUUCUUUUCAUCUCCUCUCCUUCCCUCUCCUCCUCCUUCCUUCCCACUCUCUCCUUCCUCCCCUCUCUUCCUCUUACCCCCCUGCCCCUCCUCCAGUCGUGCCACCAGUGCCAGCUGCCCAUGCGUCAGGGUGAGCCUGCGGUGUACGCAGAGCGUGCUGGCUACGACAAGCUGUGGCAUCCGGCCUGCUUUGUGUGCUGUACCUGCUCAGAGCUCCUGGUGGACAUGAUCUACUUCUGGAAGAAGGGACAGCUCUACUGCGGACGCCACUACGGAGACAGUGAGAAGCCCCGCUGUGGAGGCUGUGACGAGGUGAGGGAUUUGAGGGGAGGGGGAGGCAGGGAGAAGAGGGGUGGGGGAAGAAAGGAUGACACUACGGAGACAGCGAGAAGGGGGACCGUGUGACAAGGUGAGGAGGGACAGGGAAUGGGGAAGACAGGGGUAUUAAAGGAAGAGAGGUCAACAGGAGAGGAAGACUGUUAUUCACACACUUUAUGUAAAUUCAGGUGCAUAGAGAGGAAAAAACUGCAAUUUUAACAAAAAUAGAUGUACUGUAUGGGAGAGUGGGGUAAGUUGAGCCAAAGGAGUUGAGCCACCCUUGUUUCUAGGAAACCAUACACACAAUUCUUAAUUUGACUAAAUUAUGGAGUCUGUGAAGGAAGAAACCACUUGGAAAAAGUGGUAAGCAAGUAUUUUUGUUAUAUAAUAUAUAUAUAUAGUUAUAUUUUCACCAAGUCAAAUUAAUGUAUUGUGUUAGAGGUUUCAUGAUUCUUGUAUCUAAACCAAAAUAGAUUGUUUUAAGAUUGUUCUAUACAUCAGUUGGGGUCUCUAUAAGCUUCAAUAUGAGGUCCUAAACCUAGCAUGAAAGUGCAUCCUUGUAGCUGUGUGGGCUAAUAUAGUCAAAAUGUUUACCUUUGGAUAAGUUGGGCCAAUGGCCAUGGGGUAUGCUGAGCAAAUGGUUGAGCCAAUGGCAAGUUGAGCAAAUUGAAGUGUUUUCUUCCCAAGUGUAGUGCAAGGCAUUAUCGCUGGGAGAUGAUGUAAAGACUGGGCCUGGUCUAUGUUAAAAGUGUUUUAAAAAGUACAAACUGUUUGUUAGGGGUUAAGCCUGUGAUAAAAUAUACUUAAAGUGAUUAAAAGACGAAAAGCGAUUUUGAUUGUGUUCAAUUUUGUUUGAGAAAUAAAGAUAGACAUGGUUUUAAAAAGGUAGUGGUAAUAUUUCAUUCAAUACAGAAAUGUGUAGGCGGCUUAACUUACCCUGUCCCGGGGCUCAACCUACCCCAUACCCGGGGUAAGUUGUGCCAAGAGACCACUUUUUUUGGACAAGCUAUGUUUUCAAAACUGUAAUGUUUACAUGAAUUCUGAUUAUCUCCAGGGAUACACAGCAUCCUGAAAUAUAUGUAGAUAUCUUUGUUUGAAAGAAUAAUAUUUUUCCCUUGACAGAGUGAUGCAGAAUGUUUAAAAAAAAAAACUCAACCUGCCCCACUCUCCCCUACUCUAUUACUCUGGGUUUCUUUAUUGCUCUUCAAUGUGUUGAAUUAACUGUCUACUGUAUCAUGUUUUGUGUGUCUCUACAGCUGAUCUUCAGUAAUGAGUACACACAGGCCGAGGACCAGAACUGGCACCUGAAACACUUCUGCUGCUUCAACUGUGACUGUGUUCUGGCUGGAGAGACCUACGUUAUGGAGAACAACAAGCCUGUCUGCAAGCCCUGCUACAUGAAGAGCCACGCAGUGGUAAGGACAAAGAGGGAGAGUGUAUGUGUGUGUGUCAAAUCAAAUCAAAGUUUAUUGGUUGUGCACACAGAUUUGAAGAUGUUAUCGCAGGUGCAGCGAAGAGCGUAUGUUUCUAGCUCCAACAGUGCAGUAAUAUUUAGCAAUACAAUAACAAUACACACAUAAUCCAAAAAGUAAAAAAAUAUAUCAGAAAUAUCAGAACGAGCAAUGUCAGAGUCCGGAAUAUAAAUGUAUACAUGGAGUAUACAAAACAUUCUCUUUCCAUGACAUAGACUGACCAGGUGAAUCCAGGUGAAAGCUAUGAUCCCUUAUUGAUGUCACUUGUCUCUAUAUACAUGGGACAGCAGUCUCGAAGCUGCCUGGCGGUAGCCGGCUAGUGACAGUGUCUAAGGUGCUGGGCAGAGUACCGGCAGGUGGCCGUCUAGUGAUGGCUGUUCAACAGUCUGAUAGCCUGGAAAUAGAAGCUGUUUUUCAGUCUCUUUUCGGUACACAUGUACUGCCCCCGGUGAUGCUUUGGGCUGACCGGUUGCUGUCGGUGCAGUUGCCUUACCAGGCGGUGAUGCAGCCCGGCAGAAUGCUCUCGAUGGUGCAUCUGUAGAAGUUUGUGAGGGUCUUGGGGGCCAAGAGGCGCUGUUGUGCCUUCUUCACCACGGUGUCGGUCUGGUGGGACCAUUUCAGGUCCUUGGGGAUGUGAACACCAAGGAAAUUGAAGUGUUUGACCCCCUCCACUGCGGCUGCAUCGAUAUGGAUGGGCUUGUGUUCUCUAUGCUGUCUCCUGUAGUCCCAAUCAGCUCCUUCAUUUUGUUGACAUUGAGGGAGAGGUUAUUUCCCCAGCACCACUCCUCUCUGUAGGUUGUCUCGUUGUUGUUGGUGAUCAGGCAAACUUGAUGAUAGAGUUGGUGCGAAGCCACACGGUCAUGGGCGAACAGGGAGUAAAGGAGGGGGCUAAGCACACACCCCUGGGGGCCCCAGUGUUGAGGAUCAGCGUGGCAGAGGUGUUGUUGCCUACCCUCACCACCUGGGGGCAACCCGUCAGGAAGUCUAGGACCCAGUUGCACAGGGAGGGGUUCAGUCCCAGGGCCUUGAACUUAGUGAUGAGCUUGGGGGGCACUAUAGUGUUAUAAGCCGAGCUGUAGUCUAUGAACAGCAUUCUCACAUAGGUAUUCCUCUAGUCCAGGUGGGAUAGGGCAUUGUGCAGUGCAGUGGCUAUUCUGUGUGUACCUGCUCGUGUGUGUGUGUGUGUGUGUCUGUGUGUGUGUGUGAUAUGAUACCCUGUAGUAAAUGUGUACAAUGUAUAUUGUAUAGAUGAGAUACAACUCUCUGCUACAUACUUUUGUCUACAUUGAAUAUGUUUGUGUGAUUAAACACACAUCCCCCCUCUCUCCUCACUCUCCAGGUAUGUACGGCCUGUCAGAACCCAAUGGAGCCCGAGGCCCAGCGUGUAUCUUACGGGGAGUUCCACUGGCACGCUGAGCCCCAGUGCUUCCAGUGCUCCUGCUGUGCUAAGUGUCUCAUUGGAGAGCGCUUUAUGGCCAUACAGGGCAUGCUCUUCUGCUCUGUCGAGUGCAAGAAGAAGACCAUUACCUAA